AUGACAAGACUGCUGGCAAACAGGAACUUCUACGCAGCCGAGGCUUGGUACUUGAAGUAUCCAGUAACGUCGCAUGUGGGCCAGGAGUUGGAGGAUCAAGCACUGUCUGCCGACAAGGAGUUCGACGAACUAUCCGGUGACGAGCAGGUGAGGUCAUGGUCCCCACCUCUGCUUGCACCCAAUACGCCUGCACCACCCAAGAUCACAAACAUGCCUAUGCCCAAGGACACGAACACGCCUGCACCCGUAACGUUGUUGGACGAUGAAGAUCAAGAUCUACCAGAUGUGCAUGAGUUAUUGCAUAAACGUCGCCUCUCAGACGACUCGACAGGUCCUUCGCCUAUGGAUCCUGUCAAGAAAGCAGACCAAGCAAUAGAAUGA
Molecule: messenger RNA, 381 nt
Organism: Linnemannia hyalina
Lineage: Eukaryota; Fungi; Mortierellomycota; Mortierellomycetes; Mortierellales; Mortierellaceae
Source: the annotation of a GenBank genome assembly